GUUUCAAGCCUUUACACGACUGAACUAGUGACUCUACGCAUGUAUCGAGUGUCGGUGGGAGGGAGAGAGGAGAAACCUUUGGACAUCCGAUAAGGGAUUGCAAGCGCUGUCGAGGGUGAGGCAUAAAUUGAGCCACCAUGACUGCCCUCAGGCAGAGGAAGGGCAGCAAAGGAAGUAAGGAGCCUGGUCCAGAGGUCCUGAACCAGAGGUUCUACCCUUCAGCAGAGCCCAUAGAGAGGACUUCAGACGGCGUAUGGACAUGGAGGACAGUGCUGUGGGUUGCCAUAGGUUGGACUGUGGGAAUUAGUCUUGGCAUGCUGUCCUGCAUCUAUGUGGCUACGCUCCAUGAAAAUGACCUGUGGUUUUCCAACAUUAAGGAAGUUGAGCGUGAAAUCUCCUUUCGGACAGAAUGUGGCCUGUACUACUCGUACUAUAAACAGAUGUUGAGAGCUCCCUCCAUACAGCAAGGUCUUUCAGAGCUCAUCAAUGAUAAUGCCACUGAAUCCAAGAGAACCAUCAACCUCCUGCGACGCAUGAACAUCUAUCAGGAGGUGUUCCUAGGUGUUCUCUAUAGGAUUCUACCCAUACAGGCCUACCUGGAGCCAGUGUAUUUCUAUAUCUACACAGUGUUUUCUCUCCAAGCGGUGUAUGUCAUAGCUCUGUUCAUCACCAGCUGGCUGCUCAGUGGUUCCUGGCUAGCAGGGGCUCUCACUGGAGUCUGGUACAUCCUCAACAGAGUGGACACAACGCGGGUGGAGUUCACCAUCUCGCUCAGGGAGAACUGGUCCCUGCCCUUCUUCGCCCUCCAGAUAGCUGCCAUCACUUGCUACCUGAGGCCUCACCUCAAACCCAUCCAGCAGAAGGUGGUGUUGUGGCUGAUGUUCCUGGCCACGUUGUGUUUCUGCCUCACCUGGCAGUUUAAUCAGUUCAUCCUGCUGGUUCAGGCUCUCAUCAUCUUCACCCUGGACUGUCUGGACCUCAUCUCCACAGAACAGGUGACCUGCCUGUACCUAGUCCAGGUAAGCAGCCUGCUCUCUGUGUGGCUGCUGCAGUUCUGUAACUCCAUGAUCCUAGGCUCUCUGGCUCUCAGCUUCAUUGUGGCUGCUCUCUUUGUCAAGCACUUCCAGAGAGGGCUGAAGACAGGUGGUCUCACAGCGCGGCUGGGAAAGCUGCUCCUUCACACCGUCCUCGUCCUUGCACUAACAUUCACUAUUAAUUAUUUAGCCAAGCAAGCGUUGCAGCUCCGAUCUGACGAACACAUCUUUAAAUUCAUCAAGUCCAAAUUUGGCUUGGGGCCUACCAGAGAUUUCGAUGCCAGUCUUUACCUGUGUGAGGAAGCCUUUGGGCUGCUUCCCUUGGACACGUUUGACCGCUUGGCUGGCACUCUGCUGGCAUACCCUUACCUCGUCACCCUGAUUGUGCUCCUGGUGAUGCUGGCGCUGUUAACACUGGCCAACCUCUGUGAUUCUUCAGCGGUCGGGCGGCCGCCAAAAGGCCGGUUCGAGGAGCGGCCGAUCUGUAUGCGGGCAGAUGUCGCCUACAAUCUGUUACACACCGUCUUCUUCGGCCUCCUGGCGCUCAGCACCAUGAGAAUGAAAUAUCUGUGGACUGGCCAUAUGUGUGCCUUUGCUGCCUAUGGCGUGUGUGGCAAGGAGCUGUGGUCCCUCUGCCUAAACACGAUCCACUGUAACACUAAAACAAAGCUGAGGCUGAUCAGGUACACGGUUCCACUUGCCAUUCUGGGAUUUCUAUGUUGCAAGUUCUGGCCCAAACUGAUGACGGAAGUAUCAGAACUGAGAGAAUUCUACGACCCUGACACUGUUGAGCUGAUGACCUGGAUUAGCUCAAAGACCCCCAAGAAGGCAGUGUUUGCUGGGAGCAUGCAGCUGCUGGCUGGGAUCAAACUGUGCACCGGGAGAGUCCUGACUAACCACCCACACUAUGAAGACCGAGCCCUGAGAGAGAGGACCAGACAGGUGUAUCAGAUCUACGCCCGGCAAUCCCCGGAGGAGGUCCACAGGAUCCUACGUGCGGCGGGGGCUGAUUUCGUGGUGAUGGAGGACAGCGUCUGCUACGAGAGGAGGCAUGGCCGGGGCUGCAGGCUCCGAGACCUGCUGGACCUGGCCAACGGACAUAUCAUGGAUGGCCCCGGGGACAACGACCCAGACUUGGUUCACGCCUCCCAUCCUCGCUUCUGUGAGUCCGUCAAGACAGGCGGCCCUGCCUACACAGCCCUCUUCUCCCGUGUGUUCCAAAACAAGACCUUCCACGUCUACAAGCUGAAGAAGGGCAAGAAGAGAGCCAAGGCAGACAGAGAGCCGGUGGCCAUGGAGGAUAAAACCCAGUAAUAAGACCCUGGGUUACCCCAUAAACAACGCCCCACCCACCCAUAUCCAGCCCGCCGCCCAGUCUCCGACUCAGCCUCCUGCUCCCUGCCAAGUCGAUAACCUGAUGACUGCUCUCCACUCCCUGCUCUCUGGUCUACCCGACUUCAUCUGGAACCAUGGCUGCACUCUCCCACCCGCCGCCCUCCCUCCUUCCAUCCCUCCGUGCGCCACGGCAGCCCGAGGCAGGUAAUCACGUCCGGCUGACACGGCGCUGAUUUGAGCAGCGUCUGAUUGCGGCGGGCGAGCAGAUGAGCACAUGCAUAUCAAACCAGGGCUUUGUGUCAGGAAGCUCAUGUGUAAACAGGAGAGGAGAGAUGACGGCGCAUCACAACAACAUUCACGGCUCCCUCUCGCUUUCACCCAGACUAAAGGCAGAGCAGAGAAGAAAGAGGAGAGGGACCUUUGAGAGGGGGCUGAUUGAAAGCUAGAGCAGUGUGGGUAAUUAUUGCGAAGGCCAGUCUGGUCUCUUUGGUGGCCGGGUCUGCAGCCUGACUGCACAGCUGCACCCUGUGCCAUUUUCCUUCAUUUUUAUUUUAAAAACCGUGCCAUGUCUCGUCUCCACUUGUUAAUGAGGACUCCUCUUUCGAUACUCUCUCACUCAAACACAAGGUUCUGCAUACUUUGUCAGUUGCGGUGCAUCAAGGGGAAGUGGCAUUCUCAUUGUAAUGCAUAACAGUCAUACCACUGUGAAGAGGAUUUUGCUCGUUCAUUCCGUUGCAUUGAAAUUGGAUGUUUAAUUUAGUUGGCUGAUAAUUUUUUGUUACAAGGGAGAAGUCAUUCCAUUAUGUUUUCCUAAUAAGUGCAUACUAAUGUAAUGUUGAGCAUUGACAUAGUUCAUUUUCAUAUUUAUUAAUAAUUCAGUUUAGAUGCAUUGGUCAUUUAAAGCAACAGUAUUUUAAUGGAAAUUAAAUGAGAAAAUGUUUAUUAACUGUGUGUAUUCCCUCAACUCAACACCCCAGAAUCAUACAGUAUUCUGUAGAAGGACUGCAUUGUGGGUAAACCAUGACCACUGGUCAAUGUUGAAUUAGGUGAAUGGUUAACCUAUUCAUGGUCACUUGUCUAUGGCUAACAUACAAAUCCAAGUAUUUAGAUUUUUUUUCACAUGUUGGUGCAUUACAAGAUGUUGGUGCAUUACAAGAUGUUGGUGCAUUACAAGAUGUUGGUGCAUUACAAGAUGUUGGUGCAUUACAAGAUGUUGGUGCAUUACAACAUGUUGGUGCAUUACAACAUGUUGGUGCAUUACAACAUGUUGGUGCAUUACAACAUGUUGGUGCAUUACAACAUGUUGGUGCAUUACAACAUGUUGGUGCAUUACAAGAUGUUGGUGCAUUACAACAUGUUGGUGCAUUACAACAUGUUGGUGCAUUACAAAAUGGGAUUGAAAUAGAUUUGUCAUUUUCUGUCAUUGAUUUACUUUUUUUUAUACUGAUUUUAAUAAAAAUUAAAUAACUAAAAUAUAGUUGUUGCAUAAGUAUUCACCCCCCUUUGUUUAGGCAAGCCUAAAUGAGUUCAGGAGUAACAUUUGGCUUAACAAAUCACUUAAGUUACAUGGACUCACUCUGUAUGAAAUAAUAGUAGUUGAUGUGAUUUUUAAUGACUACCCCUUCCUUUGUCCCCCCCCCUCCUCCUACGUACAACAUCUGUAAGGUCCCUCAGUCAAGUAUUGAAUUUCAAGCACCGAUUCAACUACAAAGACCAGAGGGGUGUACUACAAAGCAAGCUACAGUAGAUCUACAUAGGGUUUUCUAGAGCUAGCCAGCUUCAGUUACUUUCCCAUUCCAGCUCAGGCUUCCAUGCGACCUACGAUGGAGGAUAUUGCUCGUCCGUCUGCCGCUAACUCGAGCAGGCUUGUAACUGCGUUUGUAUGUGGCACGUGGCUAGUCAAAACACCAGACUUUUCAUUGAGACUGCGUUUGUAUGUCGCACGUGGCUAGUCAAAACACCAGACUUUUCAUUGAGACUGCGUUUGUAUGUCGCACGUGGCUAGUCAAAACACCAGACUUUUCAUUGAGACUGCGUUUGUAUGUCGCACGUGGCUAGUCAAAACACCAGACUUUUCAUUGAGACUGCGUUUGUAUGUGGCACGUGGCUAGUCAAAACACCAGACUUUUCAUUGAGACUGCGUUUGUAUGUCGCACGUGGCUAGUCAAAACACCAGACUUUUCAUUGAGACUGCGUUUGUAUGUCGCACGUGGCUAGUCAAAACACCAGACUUUUCAUUGAGACUGCGUUUGUAUGUCGCACGUGGCUAGUCAAAACACCAGACUUUUCAUUGAGACUGCGUUUGUAUGUCGCACGUGGCUAGUCAAAACACCAGACUUUUCAUUGAGACUGCGUUUGUAUGUCGCACGUGGCUAGUCAAAACACCAGACUUUUCAUUGAGACUGCGUUUGUAUGUCGCACGUGGCUAGUCAAAACACCAGACUUUUCAUUGAGACUGCGUUUGUAUGUCGCACGUGGCUAGUCAAAACACCAGACUUUUCAUUGAGACUGCGUUUGUAUGUCGCACGUGGCUAGUCAAAACACCAGACUUUUCAUUGAGACUGCGUUUGUAUGUCGCACGUGGCUAGUCAAAACACCAGACUUUUCAUUGAGACUGCGUUUGUAUGUCGCACGUGGCUAGUCAAAACACCAGACUUUUCAUUGAGACUGCGUUUGUAUGUCGCACGUGGCUAGUCAAAACACCAGAC
Oncorhynchus tshawytscha (Chinook salmon) is the source of this 5077-nucleotide messenger RNA. Its product is annotated as probable C-mannosyltransferase DPY19L3. Gene Ontology annotation, cellular component: nuclear inner membrane. The record is from RefSeq and is a predicted model, not a curated record. The transcript has 19 exons. Gene Ontology annotation, molecular function: mannosyltransferase activity. NCBI's taxonomy places the organism in Eukaryota, Metazoa, Chordata, Actinopteri, Salmoniformes, Salmonidae. Bases 138 to 2348 code for a protein of 736 amino acids.